CAGCCAGGGCUGAACCCCUGAACAGAGUCUGUGGAAAAUUCCUGUCUUCUCAUUGGCCAUCGGUUUAGACAAGAUGGAAGAGACUUACAAGGACAGGACUUCACUGAUGAAGGGUGCCAAGGACAUUGCCAAAGAGGUGAAGAAACAAACAGUAAAGAAAGUGAAUCAAGCCGUGGACCGGGCCCAGGAUGAAUACACCCAGAGGUCCUACAGUCGCUUCCAAGAUGAAGAGGAGGAUGAUGACUAUUACCCGCCGGGGGAACCCUACGAUGGGGAAGCCAACGAGGAUGAAGGCUCAAGUGAAGCUACUGAGGGUCAUGACGAAGAUGAUGAAAUCUACGAGGGCGAGUAUCAGGGCAUCCCCAGGAUGAACCAGGGGAAAGACAGCAUAGUGUCCAUGGGGCAGCCCAAGGGUGACGAGUGCAAGGACCGACAGGAGCUGGAGUCCGAGAGGAGAGCUGACGAGGAAGAGCUAGCCCAGCAGUAUGAGCUGAUAAUCCAGGAGUGCGGUCAUGGGCGUUUCCAGUGGGCCCUUUUCUUCGUCCUGGGCAUGGCUCUCAUGGCGGACGGUGUGGAGGUGUUUGUCGUCGGCUUUGUGUUGCCCAGUGCGGAGACAGACCUAUGCAUACCAAAUUCAGGAUCCGGAUGGCUAGGCAGCAUAGUGUACCUCGGGAUGAUGGUGGGGGCGUUCUUCUGGGGAGGACUGGCAGACAAAGUGGGAAGGAAACAGUCUCUUCUGAUUUGCAUGUCUGUCAACGGAUUCUUUGCCUUCCUUUCUUCAUUUGUCCAAGGUUAUGGCUUCUUUCUCUUCUGUCGCUUACUUUCUGGAUUCGGGAUCGGAGGAGCCAUUCCCACCGUGUUCUCCUACUUUGCUGAAGUACUGGCCCGGGAGAAGCGGGGUGAGCAUCUGAGCUGGCUCUGCAUGUUCUGGAUGAUUGGUGGCAUCUACGCCUCGGCCAUGGCCUGGGCCAUCAUCCCGCACUAUGGUAAGAGGCCAGCCUUGCACCAGCCUGGCGGUCACCUUGUUUUUAUUUAG
Molecule: messenger RNA, 1036 nt
Organism: Galeopterus variegatus (Sunda flying lemur)
Lineage: Eukaryota; Metazoa; Chordata; Mammalia; Dermoptera; Cynocephalidae
Product: synaptic vesicle glycoprotein 2C-like
Exons: 3
Coding region: 74-1036 (320 amino acids)
Biological process (GO): chemical synaptic transmission; transmembrane transport
Cellular component (GO): membrane
Molecular function (GO): transmembrane transporter activity
Source: RefSeq, a predicted model, not a curated record